AUGAGCUUGAACGCCAUAGCGAAAGCUCCUUUCUCGCCAGAGAAGCUUGUCGUUUUCUGCGACGGCACUUGGUGUGGCCCGGAAUAUGGCACUCGUACCAACAUCCAGCUACUGGCUGAGAUGGCCGGCAUUGACAUGCAUAACUCGAAAGGCUCACGAGAGAUCAGUGAUCCCUCACGGCAGCUUAGAGCCAAAUACUUCAACGGGCUGAGAUGCAACUACUUAACAUAUGCCUUUGGCGCGUCGGCGGACAACAUUGGACAGCUAUGUCUUGAACUGUACCGUUACAUCGCGCGAUACUACAAACAAGGAACAGAUAUAUGGCUUUUUGGUCUAGCUAGAGGGGCCUAUGCCUUGCGCUGUGUCAUCGGCAUGAUCAACAACUGUGGCAUCAUCAAGGAACCGAGCGAUGAGCUAUGCGACCUGGUCCUCCAGACUUAUACAUCACCCCGCGAGAACGAUAAGCCCUCGUCGGAUCGCAGCAAGGACUUUCGCAGAAGGACUAGUUGGGAUGCGGCCACACCUAUCAAGAUUAUGGUCCUACUAGAUACUAUCGGCAGCAUCGGUCAUGGCUAUAAUUACCCUGGAACCAGACCUGCGUGUCCAACGCUUUGGGAUGAGGUCGUUCCAGAUGUAGUAGAGACAGUCUUCCAUGCUUGCUCUAUACACGAUCGUCUGCCAUUUCUCCAGCCAUGUCUCGCGACCAAAGCAUAUCACAGCACUACGCCUCAGAUAUCCGAAACCUGGUUUCCCGGAUGUCAUUACGACAUCGGAAGACAACACUGUCAAAUCCUCCCUCAAGGCUUGUUCUUCCUUGUCCCAAGACUACUCACUGGUGUCGUAGAGCCGAACCAUGUGCUCAGCAAUGCUGUCUUGUGUUGGGUCCUGCAAUCCGUUGUCCAGCAAUCUCUGUCUCAGACCGUGUUUCAGGAUCCACAUUCGCGGAUCAGUUUCCUGAAGAAAUCGAUUAGAUCACCUGCUACCAGCACUGGCUCCGGCGAUGUUUAUUCGAACACACCUCUCUAUGCGCCCUUCGGUCGCAUACUGGCUCAACUUCCCAUUAUCCCUUCAAUACUCGGCAGUUUAUCAUCCAUGCUUCCGCUCAGAGAUAGGAGAAUACCCGACCAGGCAGCUAAUAUUGUUGACUUUGAUACGUCAGGUCAUUCGGACAAUCAGACAAGUCUAGCGGAAAUGGCUGGAGUGAACACUCGGAGAUAUCCCUCGAAAGCCUAUGAAACUUGGAAGACAUGGACG
Molecule: messenger RNA, 1254 nt
Organism: Aureobasidium namibiae CBS 147.97
Lineage: Eukaryota; Fungi; Ascomycota; Dothideomycetes; Dothideales; Saccotheciaceae
Exons: 1
Source: RefSeq, a predicted model, not a curated record